AUGCCCUCUACUGUAUCCCUCAACUGCAUCCCUCAACAAAACCUUCAUAACAAGUAUCACUCCUUCCAUUAUCAGGCAACUUCGCAUCUCACAAAACGGACUAUGGACGAUCCCACUCGAUACCAUGGCACUUUGGUGUCUCUUGAGGGCCCGGUUGACGUUCUUGCCACCCAGCUACGUCUGCUCCCAACCUCACCACAAAUCUUCAUCCUGCCCCAAGUCCAGACCUAUCUUGAGGACGGAGACCCAAGCGAGAGGUUCGAUGCUCGGAAGUUCAUCAGGAGAAUGCAUAAUGCCGUCGCCGCGCGGAACGAGGUUGCCUACUCCUUUCUGAAAGGUUCAACCCCAACCAACAAAAGACUGGUCUUCACGAACGGCAGCACACCUGGCGCCCAGGCCAUCUGCAUCAAAUCGAUUGCUGAACAUGAGACCGACGGCAAUAUCUCUCAUGCCAGGCUUCUCUUCAAUGACAUUGUCAAGCAUGGCGCGGCUGGACUUGAAGAUGACUGGUUUUCUCGACAGAGGGAGGGUAGACACCACGUACCGGAAGAAGACCCCAUCGUGAGAGCCAUGCGAGCGGCUGAAGCCCUUGAUCGACUAACUGCCGACUUACAACCAAAUACCGACGUAGACCUCACCUUCAAGGCUAGGCCCCGGAGUAUGAGCCUUCCCAUUUACAGCUUCGAUGAUAGAUUCGGCGACGCUGCACCAUUCUACGUUUUUGGAGUCAGGUCUUGCGAAGACGAUGAAUGUAUCGAUGACAGCACCAGAAACGACUUUCUUUCAGCAACCCCAAGAUUGGCAGUCACCGAUUUCGGCGAAAGUUUGACCAAUACCAUGGCAACAUUCAAGGCCGUGGAUGAUUGUCUCCCGCCCCUCAGGUCACCGAGUUGCGUAGGAGAGACAUACGAGCACCAGACUAGAUCACCACAUCGACUAUUGACGACGGACAUGCUCACGCCCCUUUCAGGUCACAGCACAGAGUCUACAGACACAGUUGCAUAUGGAGAGGGUUCCUCGAUGCAGAUGCAGAUGGGCAACCCCCGACGAUCAACGAAGCGAACGAAGUCUCUUGACCGAGCAUACGAAACUGGGGAUAGCUACGGGGAUCCUCCGCUCCAAGCUCAGAUUCAAGCCAGGGUCGACAGCGGGAAGGCUCUGUCAGAAGAUGGCCGACGUGACUCCAAUGUCGCGACACUGCUGCAAACAUCACUGUCGAGAACAAUCCACGUUCGCUGCGAUCGUCCUACUGUCUUAUUAUCUCCUCCGCCACCAAAACCGAAGAAAAAGGCCAACGGCGCUUAUGUUGACAAGGGCACAGACGCAGAAAGCUCUCGGUCUCCUGAGCCCCCUUUCCGGCCCGUGCUGCCCUUUACCGAAGAUCUUGUCAUUAAUAUUCAGGAUGGAGCUGAUGAUAGUGUCCUCGAUGCUACCAUCAGCGCAUUCAGAGCUGGUGUUUAUCCAAUUCAGACGGAAGAACAGUCCGAGCAAUUGGUAGCCCGGAAAGAAUCAGUCAUAAGGGCACCAAAGCUCCACGACAUCGAGACUGCUGCUGAAGACUCUGUCAAUUCUUUCUGCGUCAGUACUGUCGUUCGGCCCAAGAUCCAGACGAAUACGAUCCUUUUGCCUACGGUCCGACACCCCUCAAACCUGCAAACACAACUCGUUUAA
Molecule: messenger RNA, 1671 nt
Organism: Verticillium alfalfae VaMs.102
Lineage: Eukaryota; Fungi; Ascomycota; Sordariomycetes; Glomerellales; Plectosphaerellaceae
Exons: 1
Coding region: 1-1671 (556 amino acids)
Source: RefSeq, a predicted model, not a curated record